AUGCCCGUCAAGAAGGAAGGCGCCGAAAUGAGCGCCUUCGAGCGCAAACGGCUCGAAAACAUGGCCGCCAACAAGGCCAUCCUGACCGACAUCUCCGCAACGGCAAAGAAAAUAAUUCCGGACAAGAAGAAGGCAGCGCCGAAAUCCUCCACUCCGAGACGAAAGACUCGCGAGACCGUCAAGCGUGAGCCGGCGCGCGGGGUCCGGAUGAGCUCCCGCCUUGCAGGCCUUGAGGCCGAUGACGAGGCUCUCAAGCGCAAGCUCGCCGCCGAUAUAGAAAGAGACGCCGCAGAGUCCAAGGCAAAAAAGGUGCGCGUCGCCCAAGACCUGCUCCUCGGCGACAUUGUCGUCGAGGGCAAGAAGUGGGGAAGAGGACUCGACGGCCUCAAGGGCCUCGUCAGGGGCGCUGAGCCCGGAGUGCGAACCUUCACGGACGCCGACGUGAAGGAGACAACGGAUAAGGGUCUCAACCACCUGAGAAGACGAAUGUGCUCCCUGAAUCUAUACGAGCACUGGUUACCGAACCAAAUCAAGAUCACCCCGCAGCGCGUCUAUUCCCUUGGUUUCCAUCCUUCAGAGGAUAAACCGAUUGUUUUUGCCGGCGACAAGGAGGGCGCAGUGGGCGUCUUUGACGGUUCGCAGACUUUCCCCGAGGCUGAUGACGACGAGGAGGCGGCGCAUCAACCAGACCCCGUCAUCUCGGCGUUCAAAACGCACGCAAGAACGAUAACCUCGUUCGUCUUUUCCCCAACUGACCCCAAUGCGGUCUAUACCUCCUCCUACGACUCGUCGAUACGAAAAAUGGACUUGGAAAAAGGCGUCUCUGUCCAGGUAUUUGCGCCCGCCGAUGACAGCGACGAAAUGCUGCUCUCGUCCAUGGACAUGGCCACGGCCGAGCCCAGCGUACUCUACUACUCGACAUUGGACGGGGGGUUCUCUUUACAUCCUCUCCGCCCCCAUCUCGUUGCGACCGCCUCCCUGGACCGGACCAUGAAGAUCUGGGACCUGCGCAAAAUGAUGGGCACCGGCGCCGAGCGGCACCCAGCACUGUUGGGCGAGCACGAGUCGCGGCUCUCUGUUUCGCACGCAUCGUGGAGUGCCGGAGGCCACGUUGCCACGUCGUCGUACGACGACACAAUCAAAAUCUACAACUUUGCCGAUUCAAUUCACUGGAAACCGGGGCAAGACAUCGGCCCGCAGGCCAUGGAGCCGGCGCACAAAAUUCCGCACAAUAACCAGACUGGCCGAUGGGUUACUAUUCUGAAGCCACAGUGGCAAAAACGGCCACAGGAUGGCAUUCAAAAAUUCGCCAUCGCCAACAUGAAUAGAUUCGUUGACGUCUUUGCCUCAGAUGGCAGUCAAUUGGCGCAGCUAGACGGCGAGGGAAUCACGGCCGUGCCCGCCGUCACGCAUUUCCACCCGACCAUGGACUGGGUGGCCGGCGGCAACGGCAGCGGCAAGCUAUGCUUGUGGACAUGA
This is a messenger RNA of Hirsutella rhossiliensis, 1479 nucleotides long. RefSeq names its product DNA damage-binding protein CMR1. Gene Ontology annotation, molecular function: protein binding; DNA binding. Gene Ontology annotation, biological process: regulation of DNA damage checkpoint. Gene Ontology annotation, cellular component: nucleus. Lineage: Eukaryota; Fungi; Ascomycota; Sordariomycetes; Hypocreales; Ophiocordycipitaceae. Bases 1 to 1479 code for a protein of 492 amino acids. The record is from RefSeq and is a predicted model, not a curated record. The transcript has 3 exons.